Molecule: messenger RNA, 3272 nt
Organism: Onychostoma macrolepis
Lineage: Eukaryota; Metazoa; Chordata; Actinopteri; Cypriniformes; Cyprinidae
Gene: syncripl
Product: synaptotagmin binding, cytoplasmic RNA interacting protein, like
Exons: 12
Coding region: 284-1966 (560 amino acids)
Biological process (GO): CRD-mediated mRNA stabilization
Cellular component (GO): nucleus; CRD-mediated mRNA stability complex; ribonucleoprotein complex
Molecular function (GO): mRNA 5'-UTR binding
Source: RefSeq, a predicted model, not a curated record
GAAGCGGAAAAAAAAACUCCCGCGGCAUGAGUUUCGUCGCCAUUUUGCAUCAGACCUAUUGAAAAGAGUGAGAUAGCAGACACGGCGGGAUUUGGCCACUUUAUCCUCUUUCAGUACAUUUCCCUCUGGAUUUAUCCCAACAUAAUCCAAGAUAUUAACUGACAGUGUUUCUGCAUCUCUCUACUUCCGUGGUGAUGAAGACAGCCAGCAGGCUCCAGAUCGCUCAUCUUUGACCCAGUUUUGGAUUAAUUUGGCCCCUUACAUCUGCACAGGUCCCGGAGACAUGGCCACGGAGCAUAUAAAUGGAAAUGGUACUGAUGAACCAGUGGAGUCUUCAGUGGCAGUUACCCAUUCAGAGCACUUCCAGACGCUACUAGACGCCGGCUUACCUAGAAAAGUUGCAGUCAAACUAGAUGAGAUUUACAUAGCAGGACUCGUGUCUCACAGCGAUCUUGAUGAUCGAGCGAUUGAAGCCCUGAAAGAGUUCAAUGAAGAGGGUGCACUGCAAGUUCUCCUGCAGUUUAAAGACAGCGACCUGUCGCAUGUUCAGAAUAAAAGUGCCUUCCUCUGUGGAGUGAUGAAGACGUACAGGCAGAGGGAGAAACAGGGGACCAAAGUGUCAGACUCCACUAAAGGACCAGAUGAGGCCAAAAUCAAAGCUUUGCUGGAGAGGACUGGCUAUACGCUUGAUGUGACGACAGGCCAGCGCAAGUAUGGUGGUCCUCCUCCAGGGUCGACCCAUGCUGGAAUUCAGCCCACCGUCGGCACAGAGAUAUUUGUGGGAAAGAUCCCGAGAGAUCUCUUUGAAGAUGAGCUAGUCCCUCUGUUCGAGAAAGCUGGACCCAUAUGGGAUCUGCGUCUGAUGAUGGAUCCGCUCAGUGGGCUGAACCGAGGAUAUGCCUUCAUCACCUUCUGCACUAAAGAGGCGGCUCAGCAAGCCGUCAAACUUUGUAACAACAACGAAAUUCGCCCUGGGAAACACAUCGGUGUGUGCAUCUCUGUUGCCAACAAUCGUCUGUUUGUGGGGUCCAUCCCCAAGAGCAAAACUAAGGAGCAGAUCGUGGAGGAGUUUGCCAAAGUUACUGAGGGCUUGAACGACGUCAUUUUAUAUCAUCAGCCUGAUGACAAAAAGAAGAAUCGCGGCUUCUGCUUCUUAGAGUACGAGGAUCAUAAAACGGCAGCCCAGGCGCGGCGUAGAUUAAUGAGCGGCAAAGUGAAGGUUUGGGGGAAUGUGGUGACAGUAGAAUGGGCUGAUCCCAUAGAAGACCCCGACCCUGAAGUCAUGGCUAAGGUCAAAGUCCUCUUUGUAAGAAACCUGGCCAGCACAGUAACGGAAGAGCUUCUGGAGAAGACGUUCUGUCAGUUUGGCAAACUGGAAAGGGUUAAAAAGCUGAAAGACUACGCCUUCAUCCACUUUGAAGAGCGAGAUAGUGCUGUUAAGGCUCUAGCUGAAAUGCACGGGAAGGAUUUGGAAGGGGAACAAAUUGAAAUAGUCUUUGCAAAGCCACCUGAUCAGAAAAGGAAAGAGCGAAAGGCCCAGAGACAAGCUGCUAAAACUCAAAUGUAUGAUGAGUAUUAUUACUACGGGCCGCCGCAUAUGCAUCCCCCGACGAGAGCAAGAGGACGAGGUGCUAGAGGAGGUUAUUCGUAUCCCCACGACUAUUACAGCUAUGAAGAUUAUUACGAUUACUACGGCUAUGACUAUCACAACUACAGAGGUGGUUACGACGACCCCUACUACGGCUACGAUGACUUUCAAGCUCACGUCAGAGGAAGAGGCAGCAGAGGAGCCCGGGGCCCCACACUGUCCAGGGGCCGCGGCUCCACCGGCAGCAGGGGACGGGCAGGUUUCUCUCAGCGCAUGGGUCCGGGGUCCAGCCGAGGCGGCCGGGGGUCCAGAGGAGGCGUCCAGCAGAGAUGUCGAGUGGGAAAGGGGGUCGAGGCUGGUCCUGACCAGGUAGUAUGAAGACUGACUUGUUGUAUGGGGUUACACCGGAUGCUACCAGUGUUCAUAAGGUUAAAGCAAACUCAAAGACCCAAUGAUAUUCCAGCCUGUAUUGAAGCAUAUCUCCUAUACUGCCACCCCCAACAAACCAUAAAAGUUCUCGAGUCGAAACCCUGGACACCCAGUUUUCCCCAUUCAGAGCCCAUCUAAAUAAACCAACUCACUACUACCCCCCAGUUAUAUAGUCUAAACUCCACAUUCUGGAACUGAAGUUCAGACUCUCAAGGAUCCCCAUGCGUCAGAUGUGUUUUGCACUUUUUUUUUUUUUUUUUUUUACUCCUGCGUUUGAAGUGGCUCAGAGGAGCUUGAUGCUGAUGUAUAUUUUUGUGCUAACUACAAUUUUGUUGUCGGAAUGUCCAUGUUAACCUAAAGCGCUUGGAUUCGGCUAGAGAACAUCUGCGGGUUUUUGGUGUAACCGCCUCGCGUGGACAAGUCAGGCAUUCCAGGAACGUGGUUCUUUUCAGAACUUGUCUUUUUAAGGGUCGGUUAACUACCUCAGUAGAGAGGAUUCAACUACCCUGCCUGUACUGUAAAUAGGGACGUGUCGAAGCAUAGGAGCAGGGCUUGUUUCUUAUGAAAUAUGCACAAGGGCAGCACAUAUUCUUAAUGUAAUAUAGUCAAUCUGCUGCUGCUCUGACAUUGCAAACAGUAAAACUGGGCAUGCAAAUGAAUCUCAUAUGAUGAGCUGGAACAAGCCCUGCUUUUAUCCUCCUUUCAACUGAAUUAGCUGCCUUGCUUCUUCAGAUUAUGUAGUUACUGGGUGUAUGAUUGUAUGAUAGUUUGGAAUAAAAUGUUACUUUUGUAUUGGCUUAAACAUCACAAAUGCAUCCACUGCAUUUGCUAAGCCCUGCAGUGUCCUUUUUUCUGCCAAUGCUGGACGGCGAACACCAGUCGAAGAGCAAUGAAUUAUGUAGGUUUUAUAAUCAAUCAUGACUUUAGACGAGCGAUAUUAACGCUUGCCAGGCUUGCGUUCGUUCGCAGGCAAGAGAUGAACUGGUUUUUGUGGAAAAAGGGAUACUGCAGCUUCAGUUUAUAUUCCAUAUAUAGCAAGCAGGUGACCGAACCAUUCAACCGGUUUUGUACACAGUUAACUCCCUCUCGAUAAAGCUGUAACAUUGCAACCUUUUGAAAAGAUGUGUGAGCAGUUUUAAACUAUUGUUGGUGGCCAACAACGUUUUUGCAUUCCAGCAAAUAAAUUGUUUUAUACUGUAAAAUGAGGUGAGUGUAACUUAUUUUUGUAAUAAAGGUUUUGAAUUCUAUCUUAAAA